AUGUCAAUGUCGUUAGUGAUUUGCGUCAAACGUACUCAAGUGUUAGCUUUCAAUGAAGAAAUCUACGCCUUAAGAAAAAACCUGGAACUACCGCUGACGUCUAAACUUCGUCCUUUCAAGCCAUAUUUACACGAUGUCGGACAGUUACGGGUAGGUGGACGUAUCCACCACGCCCCGGUAGACUACUCAGCAAAACAUCCCAUUCUGCUACCAGGAGAUCAGUUGUUGACUCAACGGAUAGUGUGGGAUCAUCACGUCAAAAAUUUGCGUGUGAAAGCUGAGACGUUGUUAGCAAGUAUACGUUCACGUUACUGGAUACUUUCUGGUCGGAAAGCCAUCAAAUCAGUCGUGAAUAAUUGCUGGCCUUGUAAACGCCGAUCGUCGAAGCCAAUGCCGCCCCUUAUGGCAUCGCUUCCAGUACAUCAGCUUACCCCGUAUCGCCCUGCUUUUGCCUUCACGGGGAUCGAUUACUUCGGUCCUCUAACUGUACGUGUUGGUGGAAGAGGUGUAAGGCACGAAAAGCGAUGGAUCAGUCUUUUCAUGUGUUUAACAACCAGGGCUGUUCAUCUAGAAACUUCAGAUGGACUCAGUCUGGAAGAAUUCUUACUGUGCUUCACCCGGUUCGUCAGUGUACGUGGAAAUCCGGAGGUAAUUUACAGCUACAACGGAACAAACCUUGUUACAGCCGAACAAGAACUUCGCCAGGCUCUGGAAGAACUCCAGACCAUAAUGUCCUGUCAGCAGAUAGAAUGGCAUUUUUCUCCUCAGUAUGGGCCCCAUUUCGGGGGAGUAUGGGAAAGAUUGGUUCAAUCGUGCAAACGUGCGAUGAAAAUCAGUGUUAGGACUCGCCUCGUCACUGAUCGUGUGCUAAGAACCGUCGUUGCCGAGGUAGCCGCCUUGCUCAAUUCAAGACCACUGACUCAUCUCAGCAUGGAUCCUGACGAUCCUGAUCCCCUAACACCGAAUCACUUUCUACACGGUGGGGAACGUCCUUAUACACCGCUAAAGUUAUCAGAUGAAGAAAACGUACACGUAACCGCAAAGAAAUUUCUGCAAAGCCAGACCAUCAUUCAACAUUUUUGGAAUCGAUGGCUACGUGAAUACGUUCCUCAUCUGACUGAAAGAAGAAAGUGGGCCGAAAAUCGGCCUAAUGUUACUGUGGGGGAUAUAGUGCUUGUUAUUUAA
Messenger RNA from Daphnia magna, 1185 nucleotides. RefSeq lists its product as uncharacterized. Gene Ontology annotation, molecular function: nucleic acid binding. The coding region runs from base 1 to 1185 and encodes 394 amino acids. NCBI's taxonomy places the organism in Eukaryota, Metazoa, Arthropoda, Branchiopoda, Diplostraca, Daphniidae. Gene Ontology annotation, biological process: DNA integration. The record is from RefSeq and is a predicted model, not a curated record. The transcript has a single exon.